Messenger RNA from Colossoma macropomum (tambaqui), 2326 nucleotides. RefSeq names its product ornithine aminotransferase, mitochondrial-like. NCBI's taxonomy places the organism in Eukaryota, Metazoa, Chordata, Actinopteri, Characiformes, Serrasalmidae. Gene Ontology annotation, cellular component: cytoplasm. The coding region runs from base 109 to 1443 and encodes 444 amino acids. The transcript has 10 exons. The record is from RefSeq and is a predicted model, not a curated record. Gene Ontology annotation, molecular function: pyridoxal phosphate binding; identical protein binding; L-ornithine transaminase activity.
UUUUGCUUUCUUUACAGUGAGGAGUUUCGUCUAUAGGUGAAAAGUCUCGAGACGCGUCGGCGCUCCUGGCCUUUAUAGAUCAUCACCAACUCACAUCUCAUUCACGAAAUGCAAGGCAUGCUGACUCGUCUGACCCGCCUGGCCUGGGCUGCCCCCACCCUGAGCCGUGCAGUGCAUUCUGGGAUGCGGAUGACCUCCUCUGUGGCGUCCCGGGCGGAGCGUGCGGAGCGUCAGCUCACCUCAGAGGAAGUGUACACUCGCGAGGAUCGAUACGGAGCGCACAACUACCACUCGCUGCCCGUGGUCCUGGAGAGGGGAGAGGGCAUCCACAUGUGGGACUUAGAGGGUCGUAGGUAUUAUGACUUCCUCAGUGCACACAGCGCAGUUAACCAAGGCCACUGCCACCCCAAAAUCAUUGCUGCCCUCAACACCCAGGCCUCCAAAUUGACCAUCACCUCCAGAGCCUUCUACAACGACGUCCUGGGUGUGUAUGAGGAGUACAUCACCAAUCUGUUUGGAUAUGACAAAGUCCUGCCCAUGAACACAGGUGUUGAAGGUGGAGAGACGGCCUGCAAGCUGGCACGAAAAUGGGCGUACAAUGUGAAGGGCGUUCCCAAAUAUCAGGCAAAGAUCAUCUUUGCAGAGGGUAAUUUCUGGGGCCGUACGAUGGCGGCCAUCUCCAGCUCCACUGACCCCAGCAGUUAUGACGGUUUUGGCCCAUUCAUGCCUGGAUUUGAGGUGGUUCCUUACAACGACAUACCUGCCCUGGAGAAAGCCCUGCAGGAUCCUAAUGUGGCUGCGUUCAUGGUGGAGCCCAUCCAGGGUGAUGCAGGUGUGGUGGUUCCUGACCCAGGUUACCUGACCAAAGUCCGAGAGCUGUGCACCAAACAAAACGUUCUGUUAAUUGCUGAUGAGGUGCAGACGGGUUUGGCUCGUACGGGCCGCAGGCUGGCUGUGGACCAUGAGGCUGUGCGGCCGGACCUGGUGGUUCUGGGAAAAGGUCUGUCUGGAGGAGUCUAUCCUGUGUCUGCAGUGCUCUGUGAUGACGAGGUGAUGCUGACAAUUAAACCAGGAGAGCAUGGCUCCACCUACGGAGGAAACCCUCUGGCCUGCAGAGUAGCCAUUGCGGCCCUAGAGGUUCUAGAGGAGGAGAGACUGGCUGAGAAUGCUGAGAAAAUGGGAAAUAUUCUGAGAGCAGGGCUGAACAGACUGCCCAAAGAAUUAGUGACGACAGUGCGGGGGAAAGGUCUGAUGAACGCCAUCGUCAUCAAGGAGACUAAAGACUACGACGCCUGGCGAGUGUGUUUGCGUCUCCGUGACAACGGACUCCUGGCCAAACCCUCUCGUAGUGACAUCAUCAGACUGGCCCCGCCCCUCAUUAUCAAAGAAGACGAGAUCAGCGAGUGCGUUGACAUCAUCCAGCGAACCAUCCUGUCAUUUUAAACUGUUAUAAAAUCCUACUGACCAUCAACCACAAACAAAAACACCCUGUUCAUUUUCCUCCAACUGUGAGGACUCAAUACAAUGCUGACCAUAUGAGUUAACAUGCAGAAAACAAGUCUAUAUGCUAAAGGCUUCAUGUUUCAGUUUAGAUCUAGUUUCUACAUUUUUAUAUUCUGUUCUACAGUUUUGGACGAGUGGAGGGAUGAUAAGUGAUUUACCAAGUACAGAUUUUGAAAUUUCAUGAUUUAAAGUUUCUUUAAUUCCAUGAGUUUUAAAGGUCACAUUUGUCAGGGUCAGCUAACUCCCAGACAAUACUUGACUGUGAAUUUCACAAGUGCUGCUAGUUUUUUAGCUCCCAGUCCUGGUCUGCUGGACACCAUAAACUCUGAAUUUUUUGUUUUUCCAGCUCUAACACACUUCAUUCUAGUCACCAGAUUAUAUGUUGCAAAAAAAACAAAAAAAAAACAAGGAUGCCGUGGCAGGUGAAAUCAUCUAAAAUCUAGUCAGUAUAUCUAAUAUUUUACAUAUAAUAUUCCUACAUUUCACUGGUCAGAUUGUUCUAAUGUAAGCAUGAUUUCUUGAAACAAGCUAAAGAAAUAUGUCUGGACCCUGAAAAUUAAAAUGAUAUUAUAUAUCUGUUCUUUUUAAGUUUUAUGUUUAAGUCUGAAAUUACCACAUGUGGCUCUGUAGUAUGUGUGAUGUUUAAGGACUGGGACUGAAACCCUGUUUUUGCUGUACGGUCUGUUAGAAUGUUGUUUAACAGCAAACUGAAUUCAUACUAGCAGUAUUAGAACCCACUACAUGUUAAAAUGAUUGAAUUAUGUGAUGACGUCACGCGUGAACUAUGUAAAGAACUUUUCCAAAAUAAAGAAAUUUCCCAUGA